Mercurialis annua (annual mercury) is the source of this 1838-nucleotide messenger RNA. Its product is annotated as equilibrative nucleotide transporter 3-like. Gene Ontology annotation, molecular function: nucleoside transmembrane transporter activity. Bases 325 to 1587 code for a protein of 420 amino acids. Gene Ontology annotation, cellular component: plasma membrane. The transcript has 10 exons. Lineage: Eukaryota; Viridiplantae; Streptophyta; Magnoliopsida; Malpighiales; Euphorbiaceae. Gene Ontology annotation, biological process: nucleoside transmembrane transport. The record is from RefSeq and is a predicted model, not a curated record.
UUCCACAAAUAAAUAACAAAUCACCCGAUUUUUAUGGCAAUUUGAAUUCUACACUCGUCAGGAUUCUUACCAUUUUAAAAUACUUAAAGAAUCUGUUCUGUUAAGAGUCUUCUAUUUAACUGGCUCUCAAAUAUUCCAAUUUUAUCAUCAAAUCAAAGAUUCCAAAUUUUCUCAAACUCCUAUUUUUAUUUGGUUUGACAAUUCAAAAUCACUUUAUAAAAGCAAAUGAAUUAAGAAUCUUCCUUUAAUUUUGGAUUCUGCAGUAUAUACACUCAAUACUAUACUGCUCAGCUUUACCAGCGGCCAUUAAAGUAAAGGGGUAUCAUGGCAACUGCAAACGGUGCCGGAGAAGCGGCUCCGGCGAGGCUCGAGGGAAAAUAUAAAGCAAUUUUUGUUUGUUGGGUUCUUGGAAUUGGGUCACUUGCAUCAUGGAACAGUAUGUUAACUAUUGGAGAUUACUACUACAACUUGUUCCCUGCGAGUUACCAUCCUUCAAGGGUACUUACUCUGGUUUACCAACCGUUUGCACUUGGGACAAUAGCAAUUCUUGCAUACUAUGAGUCAAGGAUUAAUACCAGGAAGAGGAACAUAGCUGGAUACAUACUUUUUGCAAUAAGUACUUUCAUGCUCAUGAUUAUGGCCUUGAUUACAUCCGGGAAAGGAGAUCUCGGAACGUUUCUUGGUAUUUGUGCUAUAGUUGCAGUUUUUGGACUUGCUGAUGCUCAUGUUCAGGGUGGUAUGGUUGGAGACUUAUCUUUCAUGUGCCCUGAAUUCAUUCAGUCUUUCUUUGGUGGGAUGGCUGCAGCAGGAGCUCUAACCUCUGGUUUGAGGCUAAUUACAAAAGCAGCAUUUGAUAAGGUCCAUGAUGGGCUCCGAAAGGGAGUUGUUUUAUUUUUAGCCAUCUCCGCAUUUCUGGAGUUUCUAUGCUUCAUCAUGUAUGCAUUUAUCUUCCCCAAACUGCCGAUCGUCAAGUACUACCGAGCGAAAGCAGCUUCAGAAGGAUCAAAAACUGUCUCAGCUGAUCUUGCAGCUGCUGGAAUUCAAACAAAAGAUGGUGUAGAUGAUCUCAAACUCAAUGAAAGAUUGAGCACUAAACAAUUGCUCCGAGAAAAUAUUGAUUAUGCACUUGAUUUAUUUCUAAUCUAUGUGCUCACAUUAUCUAUAUUCCCUGGAUUCUUAAUGGAAGAUACUGGUGACCAUCAGUUGGGCGAUUGGUAUGGUGUGGUUUUGAUAGCAAUGUACAAUUUCUGGGAUCUUAUUGGAAGAUAUGUUCCUCUAGUGAAAUGCCUCAAAAUGGAAUCAAGAAAGGGUCUAAUGAUUUCAAUUCUUUUACGUUUCCUACUAAUUCCUGCAUUUUACUUCACGGCAAAAUACGCUGAUCAAGGAUGGAUGAUCAUGCUCACUUCAUUUUUGGGAUUAACUAAUGGCUAUCUCACUGUUUGUGUCAUGACUGUGGCACCCAAAGGCUACAAGGGACCGGAGCAAAAUGCUUUGGGUAAUUUGCUUGUGGUGUUCCUCUUGGGAGGCAUAUUUGCUGGUGUUGCUCUUGAUUGGCUGUGGCUAAUUGGCAAAAAGAAUGCAUUCUGAGGAAAUAGUUAUGUGAAGAAAUUUUCUUUAUGUUUUUUGUUUAUUUAGAUGUUAGAUGCAAUUUGCCUUCAAUGUUAAUGCAUAACUAAUUUAUGCAUUGUAAAUAUGGCAUCAACAAAACUUUUUAUUUUUUUUAGUUUAGAUUUAUUGAAUUGUUCAGUUGUGAGUCAAGAUUGGUAUCAACAAUUUUAAAAUUAUCGUUUGGCCAUGAUAAUUUUUGAACUGCUGAAAAGAUAGAAUUGUUUUUUAAA